CCCCGUGAGGGCUCCAAGAUGGCGGCGGCGGCGCCGGGAGGCGGCGGCUCCUGCGGGGGAGGAGCGGGGAGCGGGGGGGGCCCCGGGAGCGCCGGGAACGGCACCGCGAGCGCCGGGAACAACGGCGGCAUGGAGGUGGAUGGGGCAGGGGCGCCCCAGGUGAUGGCCGGAGGAGUGACCGGCAGCGUGUCCGUGGCCCUGCACCCCCUGGUCAUCCUCAACAUCUCCGACCACUGGAUCCGCCUGCGCUCGCAGGAGGGGCGCAACGGGCAAGUGAUCGGGGCGCUGAUCGGGCGGCAGGAGGGCCGCAACAUCGAGGUGAUGAACUCCUUUGAGCUGCUGGCCCACGGCUCGGGGGGAGCCCUGCUCAUCGACAAGGAGUACUACUACACCAAGGAGGAGCAGUUCAAGCAGGUGUUCAAGGACCUGGAGUUCCUGGGCUGGUACACGACGGGGGGACCCCCCGAGCCCGCCGACAUCCACGUGCACAAACAGGUGUGUGAGAUCAUCGAGAGCCCCCUGUUCCUGAAGCUCAACCCCAUGACCAAGCACACCGACCUCCCCGUGAGCGUCUUCGAGUCCGUGAUCGACAUCAUCAACGGGGAGGCCACGAUGCUGUUUGCGGAGCUGCCGUACACGCUGGCCACCGAGGAGGCCGAGCGGAUCGGGGUGGAUCACGUGGCCAGGAUGACGGCCACGGGCGGCGGGGAGAACAGCACCGUGGCCGAGCACCUGAUAGCCCAGCACAGCGCCAUCAAGAUGCUGCACAGCCGCGUCCGCCUCAUCCUCGAGUACGUCCGGGCCGCCGAGGCCG
Messenger RNA from Zonotrichia leucophrys gambelii, 814 nucleotides. RefSeq names its product COP9 signalosome subunit 6 (gene COPS6). The annotation marks the transcript as partial. Gene Ontology annotation, biological process: protein deneddylation. The record is from RefSeq and is a predicted model, not a curated record. The transcript has 8 exons. Gene Ontology annotation, molecular function: metallopeptidase activity; protein binding. NCBI's taxonomy places the organism in Eukaryota, Metazoa, Chordata, Aves, Passeriformes, Passerellidae. Gene Ontology annotation, cellular component: COP9 signalosome.